This is a messenger RNA of Daucus carota subsp. sativus, 2140 nucleotides long. Its product is annotated as U3 snoRNP-associated protein-like EMB2271. Gene Ontology annotation, cellular component: small-subunit processome. The transcript is spliced from 7 exons. The record is from RefSeq and is a predicted model, not a curated record. NCBI's taxonomy places the organism in Eukaryota, Viridiplantae, Streptophyta, Magnoliopsida, Apiales, Apiaceae. The coding region runs from base 140 to 1690 and encodes 516 amino acids. Gene Ontology annotation, molecular function: protein binding; U3 snoRNA binding.
CACAAUACAUACUAUCCUCCUCUUUCUUCUUCCCGGCUACCAAAACCCUUAAACCCUAAUCUUCAUCUUCUAAAUACACAAAAAUAAACACAUAUUUACAGAGUUCGAACACUAAAGAUCCAAUCUUUAUCCUCACAAGAUGGGGAAAGCAUUCAAGAAGACCCCCAAAUCAUCCGCCCCCACCCCCAAACCCAAAGGCGGCAAGAAGCGCUUCUCCAUCGACCACGACACCUUCUUCGACAACGACAAGAAACGACGUCGUAAUUUCGAAGACGACAACAUCGAGAGCAGCGACGAAGACGACUACGGCGAGCUCAGAGUCGGAGAAGAGGCGGAACAGGAAGAGGAGGAGGUGGAGACCGCGGCGGAGGUCAGGAAGCGAAUAGCGGAAGCGCAUUUGGAGAAGCUGAGGAGAAUUAAGGAUGAGGAGGAUAAAGGUGAUGAAGGAAGUGAUGAGGAUGAGGGGAGGGAUAGGGAAGGGGAGAGGGAUACGUGGAUUGCCAAUGUCUUGCAGCAGGAGCAGCUCGAGGAUAGCGGUCGGGUUCGGAGACUGAUUGCUUCGAGGGUACAAAAGCCAGAAACAAGUAAGGGGUUCCGUGUUUUAGUAAAGCAUCGCCAGUCUGUCACUGCGGUAGCUCUAUCUGAAGAUGACUUAAAGGGUUUUUCAGCUUCCAAGGAUGGUACUAUUGUUCAGUGGGAUAUAGAAAGUGGGAAGACUGAAAAAUAUAAAUGGCCAAGUGAUGAAGUACUGAAAUCCCAUGGUUUGAAGGAUCCUCAAGGUCGAGCAGUAAAGCACAGCAAACAUGUUUUAGCAUUGGCUGUUAGCUCUGAUGGUCGUUAUUUGGCUACUGGUGGUCUUGAUCGUCAUAUUCAUCUAUGGGAUACUCGAUCACGAGAACAUAUUCAAGCCUUUACAGGCCAUAAAGGACCAGUUUCAUGCUUGACAUUUAGGCAAGGUACUUCAGAAUUGUUUUCUGGUUCAUUUGAUCGAACAAUCAAAGUAUGGAAUGCAGAUGAUAGAGCUUACAUAACAUCACUAUUUGGUCACCAGAGUGAAGUAUUAACAAUCGACUGCCUGAGAAAGGAGCGGGUAUUGACUGUUGGACGUGAUCGAACUAUGCACUUGUGGAAGGUGCCAGAGGAGUCUCAAUUAAUAUAUCGUGCUUCAGCAUCAGCAUUAGAGUGCUGUUGUUUCAUUAGUAAUGACGAAUUUUUAUCGGGCUCAGAUGAUGGAAGUAUUGAGCAAUGGAGUGUAUUGCGGAAGAAGCCAGUUCAUAUUGUAAAAAAUGCACAUGCUUUGCAGACUUUAGACAAAUUGGAGAACGGUGAAGAUACAAGACUAUCAAAUGGGCAUAAAGGAGCCAUACCUGCAGAAAAUGGCAUCCACGAAAACCCAUGUUUGUCUGCACAUUCCUGGGUUGGAUCUGUUGCUGUAUGUCGAAACAGUGAUCUUGCUUCCUCAGGAGCUGGUAAUGGUGCAAUUCGUUUGUGGGAAAUUGAAAGGGAAAGCAAAGGCCUUCGGCCAUUGUUUGAGCUACCUCUGACUGGGUUCGUAAAUUCGUUGGCGUUUGCAAAAUCAGGAAAAUUCCUGGUUGCUGCUGUAGGUCAGGAACCCCGUUUAGGAAGGUGGGGACGUGUUGCGACUGCUCGGAAUGGGGUUGCUAUUCAUUCUUUGAAACUUUCAGAUUAGUUACAUAUAUAAGCUCUUCAGUUUUGCCUAAGAUUCAUUAAAGUUGAGAGGGAAGUAUAAUGUCUGUAUCUUUACCUUGUAACUUUUAAAAUUUUGAUAAUGGCUGAGACGUUGAUUUUGUAUCCCCUCCGUAUUUGGUUAUUUAUGUUUUACAUUUAUUACCAGACCUUGAGAUAUAAUCAGAUGCCCUACACUCUAUUAGGAUUAAAGUCUUGUUCUGGUGAGACGAAUGCAGAUAAUAUAAUUUUUGUUGGUUCUACUUGGUUGAGGAAUGCAUGGUUAUCACGAUAAGAAGUGCCAAGUUGAGUCUUGAUGCUGAGUACCUUCAGACCUGUCAUAGAAAGUUGAUUACUUCGAAAUUAGGCAUGAUUGGCUGGUCUAUGUUGAUGUUGUGAUGAAGAUGAAAGAACUUAUUUGAGGAAAAAUUUAUAUUUACGUAAUUUUUUUUUA